This is a messenger RNA of Labrus bergylta (ballan wrasse), 3033 nucleotides long. The record is from RefSeq and is a predicted model, not a curated record. Lineage: Eukaryota; Metazoa; Chordata; Actinopteri; Labriformes; Labridae.
GCUUUGUUGUGGUUUCGCUUCACGCGCAGACUCAGAGACAGAGGAUUGGAGCGUGCACUGCGGGGGGUUGCAUUGCCAGGGGCAACCACUGCUGUCAAGUGCUCAACUUGAUCUCUCGCAGAACUGCAGCCAAGUGAGGGAUAAGAAGAAGAAGAAACUUAGAGAUAAUUCAAGCUUCAUCUUAUGAGGACGGUUUAACAGAGAUGACGGACAUACUGCGGCUGGUGUCAGAGGCGGACAGACGGACUUUACCGACUCUAUCUCAGCUCUCUGAAAACGAUAUCAACUGUAUUUGGGCUGAUGUGUCCACUUACAUUGAACGUCAGAUGACCUUAAAGAAAGGGGUUCACCUGGCAGGACUGGGCACCUUCACCUUCUCUCAGCAGAAGUUGGACAUUGGAAACAGAUUCACGAUGAUCCAGCGACCCAUCUUUAUCCUGGCGGGGAAACUAAUCCAGUCUCUGAGUUUAAAGCAGGUCAGGCCACUUGCUGCAGCAACACACCUACCCGUGGUUCAACUGAAUUUUGCAGCGGUGUCACAGGAGACUCCCUUCAGUCGAGACGUUGUCGAGGGCUGUGUCAGAGAAACUCUUCUGCUCCUCUGCAGAGCUUUGGCCUCUGAACAAAAUAUCUUCCUAACCUUACAAGGGAUCGGAGUUUUGUCCUUCAAGAACAACAAGGUGCGGAUGAAGUUCAACAGAGAUUUUAUUAACGCCAUGGAUGGGACCGGUAGGCUGCUGUUGGCAUUUAACUAUAGACCUGGGAGCAGUGUGUCUUUACUGUCCAGUAGACCGUCCGGGCUUCAGAGGCCACAGACGGCCAAUCCCAUCACCCUGCCAAGUGUUUGCGCUCCUCCACCAGACAACAGUGACAAAGAUCCAUGGGGCUGCUCGUCACCAGCUCCAGAACAGAGGAAUGCAGGAGAAGUUCCCCAACAGAGAGAUUCUAAAUCCUAUCAGCCACUGCAGCCUGCCCAGAUAAAAGCUGUCAGCCUGUCUGAAGAACUGAAUCCAAAACCCCCAACAGAGUCCACAGAGAAGCGCACUGCUUCCAUCUCACCACCAGAGGUCUCUCUCAAACCGGAGAAACCUCGUGUGAACGUCAGCUGCUCUGGCCACACCCGUGCUGGACAGGAGCUGUGCUACCUGUGUAUGCAGCGGGCUAAAAGAAAUGUUCCCGUCUACCUGAGGAAACAGCAGGAGGCAGAGGAGAAAGCUCAGGAGAAACUCUUACUGCUUCAAGAACAACAGAGAGACAAGCAGUUGAUGCAGGAAGAACAAGAAAGGCUGAAUGAGCAGCGUGAACACGCAAAGCAGGUUUCUACAUUCAACCUUCAAAGGAAUAAGGAGAAGAAAGAGAAAACUUUAUUUCCCCUCUUCCCUACUUCAUUCAUCUUCCCGGAUCGGCCCCUCACAGCCGCCAGGAGGAUUCAGCAGCAUUUUUACAUGAAUGACCUGCAGAACCAGAUAGAGAGCCGAAGGCAACACGAGGCUCUGGACCAGCAGAACCGUCUCCUCAUGGAGCAUCUGGACCAGGUUCAGCUGGUCCAGGAGCUAGCUUUGCAGAAGGCCCAGCAGCUCCAGCAGAAACAGGAGAGUACUACGCAUUACAAGAGGGCUCUGGACACUCAGGCAAGACACUCCUACACUUCCUAUUUUUUAACUUCCUGUGGAUUAUGUAUGUCAAAAUGUGCUUUUAAGUUGUUCAGAAGGCUGAAGGUCAAUGGAAGGCAGCAGAGUAGAGUUACCUCCCAUCCUGCCAGUCAAGGACACUAUGCAGACUGGCUGCCAGACGAACUCUUUAAGAUGUUUUCUCAUGUGUUUAUCCUCAAGCUACCGAAUACUUAUUCUUUAAGAAAUACUCAAUGUUUAUCUGUAUGCUUGCAGCUCUUUCAGGUAAAUUUCAGCACUGCCACUCAGAGGAAAAGAGACAAAGAGCACAAACGCCUCGAACAACUGGAGAAGGAAAAAAAAAUGCUCAAACAGAGUCAACUGGAGUUAAUGUUGGGCCGCAUCAAUCGUUUUGAGAGGCAGCAGGACAUAAGCAGGUGUCUAGAGGACGAGUGGAGUCGCAGUGUGAGGCUGAAACACCAGCGAGAAAAUGAGGAGAAGCGCUUUCUGAGAUCUGCUGGAGAGCUCCUGGUAGAUAAGCUUUCAGAGUACAGACGCUGCUGCCAGUGUCGGAGAAGGACAACAAACUGUGGAGAGACCAACAUCUGGAAAGACUCUCAUUACCUCUCUGGCUCUCAGUUCAUGAUCUGAUGAACAGUAGGGCCAACAGCAGCACAUAUACAUGUAUACAUACACAGUAUAUUCCACAUUAGUCAUGCAUUACUUAUGGUAUUCAACUUAUGCAGCAUUACAGGUAGAGCGAUAGCUUCCAUAGAUUUCAUGCAUACAGAUAAUGUAUUCUCUAGAUACUGUUUCUUUAUCAGUUAGACUUUGGAUCUCAUGUUUGUUUUGUCUAAUUUUGGCCAGAAUUAUUUUGGGUAUUCCCAGGAUGUCAUGUAACUAAUCACACAGACACACACACACACAGACACACACACACACACACACACACAGACACACACACACACACACACACACACACACACACACACUUGCCCUGACUUACCCAGACUUGCCCUGAUAAAUGAUUGACAGGGCUGCAGACUUUAUGAAGUGCUUCACUUACUCUGAGUGUGUCUUCAUCCACGGUUCUUACAGCUUUAGAUCCUGUAAGUAACAAUGAUUUGAUUGUACAUGUUCCCACACCCUCUAAAGUCAAACCCUGAGAUGAACUUAACCAAUAAAAAAAACUUGGCUGAGGAAUAGUUUCUUCAUACUGAUAGUCAAAGUCAGUUUUGUUUCAAUAUGUAACCUUUCUUUCUCCCUCAAGAACAAAACAUAAAUACCACUGAACUUGUUUGACCACACCUCCAUGACUGUUUUUACUGUCUGAUUGUUUCUUUGUUUUCUUACCUAUUAUUCUGUUACUCAAACUUUUCUCAUUUUCAAACUUUGUAUUGCAAAAUAAAAAGACAUGACUCUG